This is a messenger RNA of Arabidopsis thaliana (thale cress), 1016 nucleotides long. Its product is annotated as U4/U6.U5 small nuclear ribonucleoprotein. NCBI's taxonomy places the organism in Eukaryota, Viridiplantae, Streptophyta, Magnoliopsida, Brassicales, Brassicaceae. The transcript has 2 exons. The record is from RefSeq and is marked reviewed. The coding region runs from base 78 to 737 and encodes 219 amino acids. Gene Ontology annotation, cellular component: nucleus. Gene Ontology annotation, biological process: RNA splicing.
AAAUUGGGGAAGAAAAUUUACAGUGUUGAAAUUGGUUAAACCCUGACACUAGCACCUUCCUCAGUCGCAUCACCACCAUGUCAGAGCGCGACCGCCGCGAACGAGAGAGGGAUAAGGACCGUGAACCAGACCGUGAUAGACGCCGAGGUAGAGACGACCGUGACCGUGACCGUGAUCGAGACCGGGAAAGAGAUAGAGAGCGCGACCGUGACCGAGGGCUUAGAAACAAAAAAUCCCGAUCUCGUACUCCAGACCACCACGCUCGUGCUCGCCACGUGCGCUCUCCGGAGAGGUAUCGCUCUCGUUCCCGCUCGAUUGACCGUGACCGGGACCGGGACCGUCAACGACACCACAGGCGCAGGUCUCCUUCUCCAGAUGCUCCGUCGCGAAAACGGCCUCGCCAGGGUUCAGUAGACGAUGAGAAAGAAAGGAAUCGCAAAAGAGUAGUGACUGAUUCCGUUGACGAGAAUGCGUCUACUAUUACUAAGAAGAAGGAUAAACAACCAAGUGAUGCUGCUGAUAAUGGCGGAGGCGAAGAUGAAGAAGGAAUGGAUGUGAAUGAGAUUGAGAUGAUGAAGAUGUUAGGGAUUCCUACUGGAUUUGAUUCCACAAAAGGCAAACCAGUUGCUGGUGCUGAUGUUAGUGGUAUUAGAGCUGUAACUAAGCGUCAGCCAAGACAGUACAUGAACCGUCGCGGUGGAUUUAACCGUCCUCUACCGGCCGAGCGUAAUCGCUAGUCUUCUCAAGGUCCCUCUAACGCUGUCUUGAACACUAGUCAAAAAGAUGAGGGCUAGAGCUGCAUUUCCCAGAUAGUAGUUACUAGUUACUCCAAUUCUUCCCCAGACUCUGUUCUGAUGUCUUAUAGAGAACAAACUUGUACUCUCUGAAUUUGGUUGGAAACAACUCGUGAGUUAUUUCUUUUUCGAGAUUUAAAAAUGUUAAUGUUUGUGUGUAAUCUCCCGGCUCUAACUGUCAGACUAUGGUUCAUUUGAAAUCAGGCUUAUUCAUUUUUGAGU